This is a messenger RNA of Fusarium musae, 189 nucleotides long. RefSeq names its product Ras- protein Rab-6A. Bases 1 to 189 code for a protein of 62 amino acids. The transcript is spliced from 3 exons. The record is from RefSeq and is a predicted model, not a curated record. Lineage: Eukaryota; Fungi; Ascomycota; Sordariomycetes; Hypocreales; Nectriaceae.
AUGUCGCAAGCUGGCGGAUCAUACAAUAACCCCUUGAAGAAGUUCAAGUUGGUGUUUCUGGGAGAACAGAGCGUCGGAAAGACCUCUUUAAUCACACGAUUCAUGUAUGAUUCUUUCGACAACAUGUAUCAAGCGACAAUUGGAAUUGAUUUCCUCUCCAAGGUCAGGACCGUGACAGCCGACUCCUAG